Molecule: messenger RNA, 2159 nt
Organism: Papilio machaon (common yellow swallowtail)
Lineage: Eukaryota; Metazoa; Arthropoda; Insecta; Lepidoptera; Papilionidae
Product: gastrula zinc finger protein XlCGF26.1
Exons: 14
Coding region: 350-2149 (599 amino acids)
Biological process (GO): regulation of transcription by RNA polymerase II
Cellular component (GO): nucleus
Molecular function (GO): DNA-binding transcription activator activity, RNA polymerase II-specific; RNA polymerase II cis-regulatory region sequence-specific DNA binding
Source: RefSeq, a predicted model, not a curated record
AUUGGUCGUCAAGUCAGCAAUAAAAUUUCUUAUUUCACCAAUUUCCCUACAAUAAAAGAUUUUAUUACCGACCAUAAGUGGAAACUCGAAAAAGAAAACUAUUGGAUCACAGUGUUUAUGUUUGCAAGCACUAAAUAAGCGUAUCAAGGGUUACAAUUUUAAAUAUAAACUUCUCGCGCGCCAACAAGUAAAUAUCAAAUCGUACACAAAUAUUAUCUGUAUCUUCAAGUACACUUUUGGCCAGCGCAACAUGUCACACUUUUAAAACUAGGAAUACACUUUUAACAAAAAAACAUGGCGCUACUAUAACGUGAUUAAAAAUAAAUUAAGUUUAAUUUCUUUUUUUGCAAUGGAAUUAAUUAAAGAAGAAGAAAUGACAACGUCUUCCUAUUGUGUGAACUGUUUGUGCAAGUCCAAAGAUAGAAAUAUACUGUACUACAAAUUACAGAGUGAACAUUUGAAAAUUAUAUUUAAGGUUGAUGCUCUCGCUCUAUGUUUUGUGUGCAAGAAACAUGUACAAAAUGCAGAAUGUCUAAUAGAAAAAAUUUUAAAUAAUCAAAUUUUAGUUAAUUUGCAUAAUUUUUCAGACCAAACAAUUGAUGUUAUGGUGCAACCAUACUUCAAUAUAGCAGUUUUAGAUACAAUUGAAUUAUCUGGUAUUGAUGUACAAACAGACGAAGCAACUAUUGUAUAUAAAUAUGGAGUAUAUAAUGAAUGUAUUGUUAAGAAUGAAAUGAAAUGCGAAUUUGAAGAUUAUUUGCGGAAUGAUAAUGAUUUCAUAGAUAUAAAAGUAGAUAUAAAAAAUGAACUCUCAGACAUCGCUGAAUGUGAUACUGAUAUUAAUGAAAUAAAAAUACAAAAGAAAACUGUUAAAAAGAAAAAAGGAAUAAAUAAAGGUAGAAAAAGGAAAGCUGCAGUAGUUACUAAUGGAAUGGAAGAAACAAAUUGUCAAAUAAACAAUGAUGUGAAUUCUAUUAAUGUUAUGGAUUUAUUUAAAGAAUUAGAAACAAAGGAAGCACUUGAAAAAUCUAAACUGAAAAAAUCAAUCGAAAGAACAUCAAUACAAAAGUUUUAUAUAAAUAGUGAACAAUUAAUGCAAGAGAGAAAUAUUAAGGCUAAUGAAAAAACGUACAUUAAUUGUGUGUACAAAUGUACGGACUGCGUAAAAGGUUUUGCAUAUAAAGCUACCUAUCAAAAACAUAUGGAAUUACAUAGUAAGGAUAAAGGUAAUUACGUAUGCAAUGUAUGUAAGCAAAGAAUGGAUACAGAUGAAAAAUUGUUUCAGCAUAAAAAAUUGCAUCAAAUUCGUUACAAAUGUUUGAUAUGUGGCAUUACACAAAAGACGUGUAUGAGGGAUCAUUAUAAUUCCUAUCAUUCCAAAGUGGCUGUACUUUACAAAUGUAAAUCCUGUCCAAGGACAUUCACAGACCGGUAUUAUUUAAGGAAACAUGUCACUUACAGACACAAAGAUAGACGUGUGACAUGCGCGCAUUGUAUGAAGACGUACGCUAACAAAGAUGUACUCAAAAAUCAUAUACAAUUACGUCAUCCAACAGUAUUUCCGCCAGCGGAAUUAAAAAAGACAAUUGUAUGCAAUGAAUGUGGUAAAGCAUUUAAAUCUCCGUCACAACUUAAAGCCCACAGUCUUAAACAUUCCUCUGAGAAGAAGUUCUAUUGUGUCGAAUGUGAUAAAAGUUUUAAGUCUGAAAAUACAUUAAAGCAACAUUUAAAGUUGACAGCGAGACAUGUCAACCCUAGCGAAUUACAAUAUCUCUGUACGCAGUGCGACAGAAGAUUUGGAAUUAAACGAGACUUGGAACGCCACAUGAACAGGAUACAUCUUAAUAUAAGACCUUAUAAAUGUGAUUUGUGUGAAAAGGCAUUCAAUAAUAGUUGGUGCGUAAAGAAACAUAAAAAGAUUUCACACGAGGGAUACAAAAGGCCGUACAUCUUCCCUUGCACUAUGUGCGAUAAGAUAUUUGACCAAAAAUCUAUUCUCAAAUCUCAUAUUAGAACACAUACUGGCGAACGACCGUUCCAGUGUACAAUAUGUCCGGCGAAGUUCACGCAGUCCAGUAGUCUCGGCACCCAUACAAAACUAGUCCACCUCAAGCAAACAAGAACUGGAAAACCGAAAACUCUCAAAUAAAUUAAUUUAA